AUGGAAGAAUGGAAUGCCCAGACUGGUUCAGCCCCUCUUGAGAGAAGACUUCCAUUACCCCCCGCGGUGCCGAAUCUCUUCCAGUUUCACAAUAAGAACAUGUCGACUGCCUUGAAAGCCCUCAAUGAGAAAGGAAUUCCUGUCGUCGAAUAUGGGCAGCAAAUCCAGUUUCGAUGGGGAUGGGCUGAGAUUCUCGUGACAGUAUCCGAGCAAGGCUUUGCUCUUGCCGCCGAGCCACCUACAUCUGGCUUCCCAUGGGAGCAAUGGAUCAAGAUGGGCCGAUUCCACAAUCUUGAUGAAGAGAACUGGAACCAGGUCCAUCUAUACCCCCUAUCUGCAGUUGGCAUUGCCCUUGACGAUACCUACGAAGUUUUGUCUACUUUCGACCCCAAGCUCCGAAUCCGAACACCGUUGCCCGCUAGAUACAUGCUCACUAUGAUUCGUGAACUCGUCAAAUAUUACACGGACGAGGAGGAAGCAGCCGCAGAGGCGGAGUUCCUGAGUAAGGUCGAGGGGGCAGUUCAGGAUAUCAAGACUUUCCAAUUCUGGGUAGGCCAGAAGUAA
Messenger RNA from Penicillium cataractarum, 564 nucleotides. RefSeq lists its product as uncharacterized. Lineage: Eukaryota; Fungi; Ascomycota; Eurotiomycetes; Eurotiales; Aspergillaceae. The transcript is spliced from 3 exons. Bases 1 to 564 code for a protein of 187 amino acids. The record is from RefSeq and is a predicted model, not a curated record.